UUAUAUUCAGUUAAGUGUACAAAUAACUGCAAAUCCAAGAGAACAACUAUGUGAAGAGAGAUCUCAGCGCCAGUUCAAAAUUUUCCCGUAACAUGAGUGUUGAAGACAACCUGAACGUCCUUGUUAUUCAGACUUAUGACAAAUAUUGCACCCAAAUUCUUGAUAAAUCAUCGAGUGCACAUGUUUAUUCAUUUCAGAGCGAUAAAAAUACUUGGGCUAAAACCAAAACGGGUGGAGUAUUUUUCUUAUAUAAACGGUAAGUGUCUAGAUACUGUCAUUGCAUCUCUCUUAGGUCUAAAGCUCCGUUUUUCGCUUUCAUGAUUCUGAAUCGCAAAAGUCCAACGGCGAACCAAAUGGAGUUGGUGACUUCAAGUUUACAGCUUCAGCUACACACUCCAUUCCUUUUGUACAAAACAGUAACAGGCAAAAUCUAUUCAAUCUGGUUUUUCUCUGCUAAGGAUUGUGAGCGCAUCGCGGAGAAAUUAGGCAAACUUGUUUUUGAUGCUGGUGGUUUGGGAUUAAGAGUAGCACAAUCCGAUCGAUCCACAAAUAAAACCCAAUCAAAUGCUUCCACUCCUGUUGCAGAUUCUGUGGUUAAUACUCGGAAAUCUCCUGAAACAGUAACAAAAGGAUUGAAUCAAUUAAUGGAUUUUGUUCGUGCAUCAAAUGAAAGUAACAAGACAAGCCCAUUACAACCAUCAAAACUUCACGAUAAUAACAAUUCAAAUGUUCAUAAUCAUUCAGAAGGACCGAGUAUAUUUGAUAUGUUGCACAAAGCUGAAGCUGACUUCAAUUCAGGGGCUAGUGGCAAUCGAACAGCAUCUCAGUCGGAAUUAACUGUUGACGAUGAACUCCAGCGCUUCCGUACAGCUUGUAAUCUACCUGUUACAAAUGGAAAUAAUUCAUCUAAUGAGUAUUCUAAACCUGUAGCUAAUGGCGUUUCAAGUAAUAAGAAAAAUAAACCAGGAACUGGUUCAUCUCAUGCUGUCAAUCAUAUUUCUGUUGUUGAGCUUGAAGAGAAAUUACUUCAGGAGCAUAUAUCUGCUCCUAAAAGUGUCAAUCAGCUGAUUUCACUGUCAAAGCUUUGUAAUGAAUUAAAAGCAGUAACACCAACAGACGAUAGUUCUACAGAUGAUCAGGGUUUAUCACAUGCAUCGGCUUCAGAAUCUCCGGCACAUCGUCAUCAAGCUCGUAGAGAAGGUCACAUUGAUCGAAAUCGUCGCUUACUCAGUGAUGAUGCUGGUUAUAUAGAUGAUAUGGAAAGUGAGAGUAAUCAUGAUCGUAGUUUGCCAAAGUCCUAUGGUGUAGGACAACGUAAACAACGACGACAUUUGCGUCAUCAACAAGAUAAUUUAUCUGAUGAAAUGAUUUCACCAUCUAGUAGUAGUCGGUUAACCAGCCGUAAUAAGUCUACAGAUAACAAAUCAAUAUGUGAUACGAUUAUAGGAGAGGAAAUACUUGUUACACCUGAUAUGUUAACUAAUCAUCCAUCAUCUAUUUUACCGGCAUUCGAUCCUGAACUGAAACGCGAUAAGCAGCAUGCACUUGGUAGUGGUUCAUUCCAAGAAAAUAAAACUCCCACUAUAUCCACAGAGAGAACACUUUCCAGUGAAUGUCUGACAAAAGAUCAAUUAAAAGAGACCCUGAUCCACCUUUUGCAAACGGAUGAUGAUUUUGUCCACCGCAUCCAUACUGGUUAUGUUAGCGUAUUAGAGAGAAGAUUAUCCAGAAAUUAGCAAUGAAUGCAAUACAAUACAGUAUACUUUUGUUUCGUUUUAUUUUAACGUAUCUUUGCGUUGUCUCUUUUUGCAUUAACCCUAAGUAGUGUCAAUUUGAUAAAACUCGAAAAUGGAAGGGAUGUGUCGCGGUGGUUAUUGUAGAGUAGUAGUAGUAGUUACCUUUUUCGUUGUUGUUGUUGUUGACAUUCUUCAGCUUCACUUUGUCUUCUUUUUCCCUCUCUCUCUCUGUUGUUUUUGUCAUCGAUUUGGUUUAUUCUUAUGGAAAAAGGAAAAUAACAUGUUUCUUGUAGCUGUUAUCUCUCUAUAUAUAUAUUAUAGAUAAUGGACAGUUAUAAUAUAUAUAUAUGUAUUUGUUUUUUGGUGUGUCAUAAUAUCAAAUCUGUAUUCUGCAUUCACAACUGACUUCCAAGCAUUUAUUAUUUAGUCAUUUUUGUAAGUUUCAGUAGACAUUUUUUAAUCAUCAUUCUUGUUGUUAUUAUUACUAUUAGAACAUAUGUACAUUAUAGCAUCUCUAUUAUUAUUAUUACUAUUAUUGUUGUUGUUGUGCGUGUAAACAUGUACAUGGAGUUGAUUAACAUUCCUUUGUUAUUGUUAUCCUGCGAAUGGACUACACAUAUGAUCCAGUCAGUCAGUCAGUUGUACAUUUCGCUUCCCGUUUCCGGUAAUUGGGAUAUUCUGUAUUGUAUUUUGUUAUUUUUUUAUGUGGGAUAGAUACUUGUUGAGGUGGCGUUCCCCUUAUCAUUGUCGUUAUCAUCAUCAUCAUCAUAUCAAGAUAUAAAAUUGUUGGUUUGAAAGAAAUGUGUUCAUCUGUUUACUGAGUAUUUCUUUGUUUUUGUGUUUGCAUUGACCUCUCUCUCUUGUCUCUCUCUCCGUGUUCCCUACUUCAUCAGGAUAAAAUAACAAAUGUUGACAUGAAACAUUUAACCACUUGCAUAUGUUAAAUUAAAUCGUGUUGAAUUAAUUGUGCGCACAUACAUAUAUAUACAUAACUAGCUAGCAUUGUCAAAUACCAUUAUAAAUGUAAUAUUCUGCUCAAAUUUUCACUAAUAUUGAUUUCUUUUUCUCUCUUCCAUUCAGUUCACAUUUGUUUGAAAAUAAAGCUGGCUAACUAAUGAUUUUUCUUAAAAAGAAAUUUUCUAUCGGACUAGAAACUUUAAAAGUAUAAAAUUAUUAGCCUAGUAAACUGAAAGUUAUGCUGUCAUAUCACUUCACCCUUGCGUUUUUCGUUGUCUACCAGAGA
Molecule: messenger RNA, 2979 nt
Organism: Trichobilharzia szidati
Lineage: Eukaryota; Metazoa; Platyhelminthes; Trematoda; Strigeidida; Schistosomatidae
Source: the annotation of a GenBank genome assembly